Molecule: messenger RNA, 5416 nt
Organism: Caretta caretta (loggerhead turtle)
Lineage: Eukaryota; Metazoa; Chordata; Testudines; Cheloniidae
Gene: ARHGAP27
Product: Rho GTPase activating protein 27
Biological process (GO): regulation of GTPase activity; signal transduction
Cellular component (GO): cytoplasm
Molecular function (GO): protein binding
Source: RefSeq, a predicted model, not a curated record
CAGUCUCCUAAGGAAGAUCCGGUGCUGGGACGGGACAGGCGCGCAGUGUGGUUAAAGGAAGAAUUUUCUGCACUGCUGUCAUCUCCCCCACUCUGACCUACAGAUCCUCUUGAUGUGAGGAAGUUGGUGAGAAUCUUGGUUCUGUGAAUUCGCUCUCUGUAUUGUUGAACAGGAAACGAGGGAGUGAGCAGAAGGCAAGUUGAGACCAGCUUUAGUCACCAACACACGCAGCCAGAAACAGGUUCCCUGCGUCGCUCCUGCCACGGCAGGCAUAGGGUGGCUGCAAGCUGCUCUCAAGCAGUCGGCAAAGCUGGCACCAGCGUGCCACGGAAAUGCAGAAAAUGGAAACUGGUGCGACGUAGCUGGAGAGGAGCUAGCAAGAUGUGAGCCUGCAGGCGGAGGAAACAGGAACCGUUCACAGGAAGUAGCUCCAAGGUGCAGGGAUUCCUCAGCCAGACAUGGAACCAGCCGGCGCUCUGGAGGAUGUGUGCGUCCUAGUGGAGUACGAGUUUGAGUACGUGGCUAAGGACGGGACGCUCAUUUCCAUAAAGCCCAAUGAGCGGUACGUCCUGUUGAGAAGAACAAAUGAUCACUGGUGGCAUGUUAAAAAAAGCAAGGACGCCCGGCCGUUCUACAUCCCGGCAAAGUACGUGAAGGAGCUGCCCCCAGUCAGCCGGCCAACCAGUGUGUUUGAGCUUCCUCCAGAGACCCCUGGAGAGCUGGUCUCCAGGGAUGCCAUGGAGACAACUGUCCUACAGCCAGCCAGGGCUGGCCAAGACCAGCCUUUGGCAUACGAGUACAAAUUCCUGAGCACUGCUCAGCAGGAAGAGCAGCACAAAGUGGAUGCCAAUGAACGCGACACUGACUUGGGGGCUAGGUCCCUGUGCUCAGGGUCUGGAACUUUGGGGCCCGCUUGCAAAGACACCAGCUUCAAAGGCGAGACCCUGACUCGAGCUGUAGGAGAGGGGAAAGACUCCCCUCCGGUGCUGAGCUCAUUUCACAACCCUCACUGUGCAAAGAGGAGCAGUCACUCUCCGGCGCUGCGCAUCACCCCCAUCGAGCACAUGCGCCCGACGCAGUCCCUGGAGGACCUGGCCAGGGUCACCCCCAACCCCCGACUUAGUGUUGGGCACAUGGGGUCACGCAGGGCGGGGACCGCAGUGGGCUCUUUGCUUUCCCUGCAGCCUCUCAGCAAGAGCCAAUCUGAGGACAUUUAUGAAUCCAUCAAGGACCUGGAGAGACAGGAGAAGGCAGGUCCGUGGGCAGAGUCCAGCCGACCAGCUCAGGCCUGCCAGGAGGAGGAGAACCCCACCCCGGUGUAUGUGAACAUACAGGAGCUCCGGCAGCUAUCAGCAGUCACUGACCCCUCCCCGCCCCAGCGCUGCCCUAGCAGCGUCCUCGCGGACUGGGAGACCCAUACGGACACGGGCAGCGGGCACUUGUUCUACUACAACUCAGUGACGGGCGAGACCACCUGGGAUUCCCCGUUCGGGUGCCCAGAAGAUGGAGUGAGUCCUGCUCCCUCUCCCUCGCCGUCUCUUGUCCCAUGCCCCGCGGUGGCCGAAUGGGGCCAGUAUGUGGAUGACGCCAGCGGCCAGGUGUUUUUCUAUAAUUCAGUAACGGGUGAGACAUCGUGGGAACCGCCCCCAGCUACAGACGAGCCCAGCACUCAGGAGAUGCAGCCCGCAAUUGCACAGUACAGACCCAUGGACCAGCGGCCGCCAACUCCAGAAACGGACUAUCCGGAUCUGUCCCCCGAGGAGCUGGACGGUUACCCGGAGGAGGACUAUUCCCCGGUGGGGUCCUACGAGCAGAGCACCUACCCUUACCUUCUGCCGGGGAGAUCCCCCAGGCACUCAGCGGAGCUGAGCCCCUCUCCGGGCUGGUGCAGCCAGAACAACCCCGAGGGGCAAGCCUUCUACCCUGACCAUUUCACUUCGGACACGGUCUCUGUGCCAGGAGGUCACCGGAGAGCGAGCAGCGGGUCCAGCCAGGACAGCAGCCCCUUUGCCAGCUGGCACAACUGCAUGCCAGCGAUCCUCAUCCAGAAAGAGGAGAAGUUCAAAAGCCUGGACAAGGCUGGAGUUCUUUACCGGACAAAAACAGUUGAUAAAGGAAAGCGAUUACGGAAGAACUGGAGCUCGUCCUGGACCGUCCUGGAGGGGGGCAUCUUGACCUUCUUUUUUAAGGAGUCAAAACAUUUGUCCUCCAGCAGCUUGAAACACCCUGCCAUGCUGACCACACCCGAGCAUACUGUGGAUCUGCGGGGGGCUGCCGUGUCCUGGGCUCCCAAAGAGAAAUCCAGCAAGAAGAACGUUCUGGAGCUGAAGACUCACGAUGGUUCUGAGUUCUUGAUCCAGCACGACUCUGAGCCCAUUGUGGCCACGUGGCAGAAGGUGAUCGCUGACAGCAUCAGCAAGCUGUCAACAGAAUUUCCUACUCAUGACGAGAACGGAAAUGUUGGGGAAUUUGGAGCCAAGGAGAGACUAGGAAACAACAAAGAUGAAGAUAAAAAGAAUCCAGGGGCCUCUCCGGGUCUCGCGGUGAAACGCUCUCCCUUGUCUCCCGCAGCCUCCGGGCCGGCGGUCAGUAGCCUGGGCUCCGAGAGCGACACCAGCAAAGUUCGGAACAAGUUGCGAAAGCUCCUCCAGAAACGGCCCCCUCUGCAGUUCCUGCGGGAGCGAGGGUACAUUAAAGACCAAGUGUUUGGCUGCUCCUUGCAAGCGCUGUGCGAGCGGGAGCAUGGCACGGUACCGGGGUUUGUGCAGCAGUGCAUCCAGACGGUGGAACAAAGAGGUUUGGACAUUGAUGGACUUUAUCGAAUAAGUGGAAAUCUGGCAACUAUACAGAAACUGCGCUACAAAGUGGACCACGAUGAACAUCUGGACCUGGAUGACGGCCGGUGGGAGGAUGUCCACGUCAUCACAGGGGCUUUGAAGCUCUUCUUUCGGGAGCUGCCAGAGCCGCUCUUCCCAUUCAGCUACUUUGACAAAUUCAUCACUGCGAUAAAAACACACGACCAGGCGAAGCGCAGCAAGUACAUCCGGGACCUGGUGUGUUCCCUGCCUGAGGCCAACCACGACACCAUGAAGGCUCUCUUCCACCACCUCUGCUGCGUGAUCGACUACAAGGAGCAGAACCGGAUGUCUGUGCAAAGCGUGGCGAUUGUGUUUGGGCCCACUCUCCUGAGACCAGAGACCGAGGAAGUAAACAUGGCAAUGCACAUGGUCUUCCAGAACCAGAUAGUGGAGCACAUCUUAAAUCAGUACAGCUACAUCUUCCCAGACAGCUAAGCCCAGCGGUGAGCCAGAGCCGACAGUGAAAGCAAGGAGCAGAGUCCCUGGGACGGACCGCGGCGGCUGCUAGUGUGUGACACUGAAUUGUCCCAGCCUGGACUACAGACAAUGGUGGCGACAAUCCUCAAUGAACUGUCAGUGCUGAUGCUGGGCUGCAGCUACCUGGGAUGACUUUGUGUCAUUGGCCACUGGAGCCAUGUGACCAGUGGGCCUCCUUUAGAGAUGGGGAAACAGAGUCAGAGAAAACAGUCACCAGAUUGGUCAUUCUGCACAACACUCCUGCUCGCUGGGGUUGGUACCAGGCUGUUCCCCGGGAGAACAACCCCAGGAGAGCACAGGGCCUCUGAGCUUUCGGCUGUCCAGCUGCUGAGAGGGGAGGGUCCACCGUGGGGCUGUGCACGUUCACUUCGCUGCAGGUGAAAGCAGCCCAGGCAGGUACCGGAGAAGGGGCUGGACAGCCUACCAGACAGUGAAGUGGGGACCAUGCUUACCAGCAUCAGCUGUCCGCCCCAUGCCUGCUGGAACUGCCAGCAAGAGCUGUGCCAGGGCCCCUCCCCCACACAGCUCACGCCACCCCCUGAGACCUGGUGCUGCGGCAUCCACCUCUGUGUGCACAUCUGCCCCUCAGCCAAAGCAGCCCGCGGGAGCACCGCCAAAUCCCCUCCCGCGACCAGAACAGCAUGUUAAACACGCCGCGCUGCGGCACCUCGGGCUGCGUGACACCUGGGCUGGAGCCCAGCCGGCCUCCCUGACACCUGCAGCCAUUGGGGGGCGGACCCUGAACACCCCGAGGUUGUUAUAGUGCUGAGAGGCCGAGACAGGUUUUCAAAAGAGCUCAGCUUCCAGGGAGAGCAAGAGCAGCCCCUGCCCCCCGUGGGAGUGGCUGAGCACUCCCCAUAAGCGCUUUGCUCCAGGCCCCCCAGCAGCAGCGUAGACCAUUGAGCCCAGGUCUCCACAGUCCCCCUCCAGGGCCGUGUCACCCCCAGCCUCGGCUGCGUUACUGAGAUGGGAGUGGGCUCUGGUGCUAAGACAGCUUGGAGCCAGCGCAUGCCAAGGAGGGGGCUGAAACCAACCAACCAACCAACCCCCCUUGAAAACUCCCCUUUUGGAAUUAAAAGGAGACCUCCCCCCACCCCUCGCAGCUCCCUCUCCUCCAGGGGAACAGCUCCAGCUCUGCCUGGUGAGGGGCUUAGUUCAAACUCCUCUGGGCGUCUAGCUGUUGGUGGCUGCAGAGGCCUUGGGCUGUGAGUUUAAAUGGCUCACAGGCUGUUUUAGUGCUUUGCCUGAACCUGCCCUGGUCUCCCUGCAGCAGGGUGCCCCGGAAGUGGCAGCGAGGCCGCCCCGCAGGGCUGCCAACAUUUCAAAACGUCGGCCAGGGCAAACCUGUGCAUGAGGAAAGGGCCUGGGGCCUCUGAGCCCCACCUGGGCCAGGUCCUGCACAGCUCAGAAAUACUUGCCCGCCCCAUGGCUGAAUAUCCAUGAGCCUGACCUAGGUCUCUGACUCCUCCUGCCUCCCUUUCUCUGCCUCCAUUGCCAAGAGCAUGUCCCUGAUGGAGCAGGGCUCCCCCCAGCUGCUGCCUCAGGACAAGGCCUGGACUUGUCUCCCACUCCUCCCGCCCUCUCAGACCCCCCUUUUCUUCUUCCUCUCCCCACCUGAGUCAUGCUAACAUCUUCCCCCUCCCGAGCCACCCUUCAGCACCCAUCCCCCACAGGCACUGCUGCCUUCCUCCCCACAAGCUUGCCCCCUCGUCACUGGAGAAUCAUGGGAGUAUGCAAGAGUCACGUUCAUUCCCAGGCAAGUCCUCAAGGCACAAGACCUGUCAAUGCCAUGUCUGUUAUUUGUGUUACAGUCACACCCUGUUCUACUAGGCCCUAUACAAACACAGUGCAGGCAGGGUUAGUGGGGAAAUGGCCGUUAUUUUCUGUGAAACAAGUUCAAAAUGUGAUGGAUUUUUUUUGUCAACGUUUUGUUUCCAUUGGAAUUAAAACAUAAUGUGUUUGGUUAGGGGCUUUUUUGUGCUCCUGCCCCUCCAAAACACAAAGAAGGGGAGAGGAAAGGUGGGGGGGCCCAAACACUGACAAGGUGUUGUUUUCAUUUGAAUUAAACUGAAUGAAAGAUU